ACCCGCGCAGCAAACCCUUUGCCCACUGAGCCGUGUACUCUGCCCUGGCCAUGCCUUUCUUAAAGGACGCUGUGACACUUGUGAAGGAACCACAGCAGCUGCCCGCCAUCCCUCUUUCAUGGUUCCUCCCGAGCAUGUUUGCCGCCUUCAAUGUCGCGCUGCUGCUGUUUUUGAGUGGCCUUUUCUUCGGAUUCCCUUGUAGGUGGCUGGUUCAGAACGGGGAGUGGGCCUUUCCUGCCAUCACAGGCCCACUCUUCAUCCUCACCUUCUUCAGUCUCGUCUCGCUCAACUUCUCAGACCCUGGUAUCUUACAUCGAGGCUCCACCAAAGAGGACCCCAUGAUGGUGCAUGUGGUGCGAGUGAACCAAAGGGCUUUCCGCCUGGAAUGGUGCCCCAAGUGCCUCUUCCAUCGCCCACCCCGCACCUACCACUGCCCGUGGUGCAACAUUUGCGUGGAGGACUUCGACCACCAUUGCAAGUGGGUCAAUAACUGCAUUGGUCACCGCAACUUCCGCCUCUUCAUGCUGCUGGUCCUGUCCCUCUGUCUCUACUCGGGAGCCCUGCUGGUCACCUGCCUGAUGUUCCUAAUUCGCACAAGGCAUCUGCCCUUCUCCCUGGACAAGGGGAUAGCCAUCCUGGUGGCUGUGCCCGCUGCGGGCUUCUUGAUUCCACUCUUCCUGCUGCUGCUGAUCCAGGCCAUAUCUGUGAGCAGGGCGGAGAGCUCCUACGAGAGCAAGUGCAGGUACCAUCCGGAAUACAACCCCUUUGACCAGGGCUUUGCCAAGAACUGGUAUCUAACAAUGUGUGCACCACUGGGUCCCAAUUACAUGUCUGAAGUUGUCUGUCUGCAAAGACCAGUGGGGACAGAACGGAUCCAAGAGAAGACAAAGCCCUCGCCGCCAUGCCCUCCUAAACACGGUCACCCAGGUCCUCCAGCGCCCCAGCACCGACCUCGGCACGGUCCAGGGAAGGGGCCCCCAGGGAGUGGAGAAGCCGCAGCUCUCCAGGAGAUGAGAAGGCUGCCUGCAUCUGUGGAAAAGUCCCCAGGAGGUACAUGCCAACCCACAGCUGAACCUGCCGCUGGAGACCCCUAGAUGAGACUUGCCCUGGUGCACACAGAGCCAGGACCACC
Messenger RNA from Mus pahari (shrew mouse), 1132 nucleotides. RefSeq names its product zinc finger DHHC-type containing 19 (gene Zdhhc19). Gene Ontology annotation, molecular function: protein-cysteine S-palmitoyltransferase activity. NCBI's taxonomy places the organism in Eukaryota, Metazoa, Chordata, Mammalia, Rodentia, Muridae. The record is from RefSeq and is a predicted model, not a curated record. The coding region runs from base 51 to 1094 and encodes 347 amino acids. The transcript has 8 exons. Gene Ontology annotation, cellular component: endoplasmic reticulum; Golgi apparatus. Gene Ontology annotation, biological process: protein targeting to membrane; peptidyl-L-cysteine S-palmitoylation.